UCCAGGCCUCUCAUAGACGAGGCAUCUUGACUCCUCAUGCCACCAGCUGUACUUGUGGGGCAUGCUGUGAUGAUCAGUCAGCUAUGGGACCUGUCCGGUUUUUCACACCAUACAAGAGACGGAGACGAAAUAAUCAAGACAGUGAAGAAAAGAAGUCUAAAGUAAAACGAGAGACUUCACUGGGAGAAGGAGAAGUGGAUAAUAUCCAUCAAAGUAGUAACAAUAGUAAUAACUCAAAGGAGGCCUGGCAGACCAUAGCCGAGGGCUUGGACUCUAAUACUGACUACACUUUGUUGGACAAUCCGGACCCUCCUGCUGAAACUGUACCAGGGCUUCCCGAUAUGAGUGGCGUCCUCAAACGGCUGGACGACAUCGGUCAAUCCCUAGUACGGUUAGCGUCCGAACUCAAACAGUGCGUGGAGGACGUACGGGUCGUGAGUGCGCGGCAGCUGGAGCGUCUCGAGCAGGAGCGAGCCACCGCGCUGCUGGCGGCGAGUGUGGACGCCCACGUCGACGCGGACCAGGUCACGCUGCAGGCCGUGGACGAGACCGAAGCGAAAAAGUGCGCGAAUUGCAACCGCGAGGCAUCGGCUGAGUGUUCCCUGUGUCGGCGCACGCUGUACUGCUCCACGUACUGCCAGAAGAAGGACUGGGCGGCGCACCAGAUCGAGUGCUUGCGCACCGUGCCCGCCAUCCACGGCGAGGCGCCGCAGCACCAGUCCAUCAUGCUGAUCGUCGAGAGCCAACACCAAUAGCUCGGGAUUUACCAUCUUUGACCGUUUUCCAUCAAGCCUACCGUCAGGCGUACCAUCAGACGUACCGUCAGACGUACCGUCAAACGUACCAUCAGACCUACCAUAAAGCCUACCAUCAAGACUCAUCGAGACUACUAUCAAGCCUUGGCUUUGCUGCGGUGAAGACACUCUCAAUACCUCUUGUUGCAAUAUUUCUUAUUAUUUAUAAGCUAGGUUAAGAUGUAUUAGGAUAAUUUGAUGUUUUGUGUUAAGUACAGUUCCCGAGUCAGACUUGAAACUUUGACGCGGGAUUUGUACCACAGGCUUAGGAUAAGAGCCGCGGCGCGGCUGGCUCGGUGCGAGGGCAUCUCUCCAGCCCAGAGCCGGCGACGCCGCGAGGUACCUUCGCGCAUCUAGCGAGAAGAGAGUUACUGCAGCCAUCUCUUGGCUUCAUUACUCUGUAGUCAUAUAAAAUUUGUAUGUUCAAUGUUUUUAAAUAUAUCUGUGAAAUAUUUACAUGGCAUAUUUUCUUGAUCAUUGUAAGUUGUUGUUGGUGUCAUAAAAGAUAAUGUUGUAACUGAUCUGUUUACUUUCCCCGCGCUCAUGCUCGCGGGCCAGCACAGCGCACAGCCGCGCACACGCCUCUCGUCUCGAGGGCGCGUGCGCGGCUGCGUCACUAUGGAUACCCUGCGCAACAACUUGCGUCUAGUCUGAACAUCGGAUACUCGGUUUGAGCGCGUGUUUGAUAAAAACUGGACUCUGAUCAGGCAUCGGAGAUAGGUUUUGUAUCCUACCACCAUUAUAUGUGCAUGUUCCGGAUUCUCAGGGAGUCGUGGAGGGAUGACGAACGUGCAGAUAUAAUCCACCUUAGCUACCAAGCGCGUCGUCCUCGAGUUACUACUAUCGGGUCCUAGAGAAUUAGUUUGGAAUGGUUUCUCAGGACUCAACUCCCAGUCGAGCUGGAUCUCAGUGCUGGGCUGGGAGUUGUGUUUUGUUUGAGAUGGUAGUCUUCGCUCCGUCGUGAGUCCUGAAGCUUGCAGGCUUCGUAAUAGUAAACGGAUUUAUAGUGAUCACGCGUGGUGGGGUGGACGAGAGUCUGCCACGGUGAAUACUAUAUUGCUGUUAGGGCGAGUCCCCUUGCUCAGCCUUCGUAAGCACACGUCACGGUUGUCCAGGCCACGGGGCACUCGUGACGUGUGCAGUCGCUGUGUAUUGCGAGUAGAUCGUUGAUCCAACUCGUAGUAUUUCGCUGGAAGACAAGCCGCUCGUGUUGUCGGCGGCAGUCUCGACAGAUGCGGCGAAUGUGUACAUGAGCAGCACCUUCCUCGUAUAAGUCGGGUUUGUCGCCAGACUACUAGGCUGGGUUGUCUGCCUUAGCUGGGGCAAGCCAAGUAUUCCUUAGGGUACAAGUUCAGAGAUUCAUGACAAGGGGGCAAGUGGCGGGAAGAGGGAUUGCGAUGUAGGAUUUUGGCUCCAUCCUGUGGGAAGCUCUGAUAGAUACGGAAGAGCAACGAAUACCUUCGUUGGAUCAGUUUUAAAGGGAUAGGAAACUGAUGCCUCUUCCGUAGGACUGUGGCUGGCGGCGGUCUCGGCACCACCGUUAGCUUCAGGGGUGAGUUAGGUGGGUCUGGUAGUGGGGACUCGAUAAACGUUUUAUCGACGCGCAUUGGUGGGUGGCUAAGACAUAUCACCAUUUCGUUGGCGCUGUAUUGGGCGCUAUUAUGGUGAAAUGUAUCAGCCAGGAAGGAGGAUACAUUUAUUUAUCAUUAGACCGGUGUCUGGAACACACAGACACGCUCCGUGGCAUUGCAAUUUCCCGCAAUGUCACGGAGCGCGUCUCGUGUGGCACCGGUAUAAUGAUAACCAAAUGAUGUAAUGUUUUGGUUCUUUUGGGUUUUCUGAGUUCCAACAUUAUUUUUUUCUUAGAUUGUAAUGUGUGUUAGUUUUAAGUGUAAUUUUAAGAUUAGACGUAAGAGUAGGCCCCAUUAUAAAUAACUAAACCAGAGAGGCCGAUAGGAAUAUAAUGUUGUCUUUGACAAACAUUUAUUGCUACCAGAGUCUUUGGGAGUAAGUUAUUAAUAAUGUUCGUUAGCCGAUAUGUCGCAAUUGAGUGGGGUUAUAAGCCCAGCGUUGGAAUCGGGUCGUAAGGGGGUUUUCAAUAGCUCUCAAGACAUGGGCAAGUACACACCAUGUUUUUGGAGUUGUGAAAAUUCAAGUUUUCGUUAGGAACCGAUUCCAUCGCUGGCGCUGACUCCCUCCUUGCGACAUGUGGGCGCGACGCGGAGUGUGAGGGCGCUCGUGAUGCAGGCAGUACCAGGCGGUUGAGAGAGAUACUGUAUUGUUGCAUGUUCGGGAACGGUUUACAAAGUUGGUUUAGCAGUCGUGGGAGGUAAUUUGAUAAACCGCGUUCGUGUAGUAUGUCAGUUGACUUUUGGUCGUUCUGAACUUAUUGUUUGCAUCGCCAGCGCCCGUUUAGGAUUCCUUCAUACUAGUGUUUCUCUAGCGUAAGCGUUCAAUGAGCUUCUGCGGCGUAGUUGGUGUUGUUGUGACUGCGCUGCUUUUAUGCUUAUUGAAUAGCUACGCUGGAGAAACACUAGUGUGAUGGCGCCCUUAUGGGUGUUCUGUACACACCCAAUCUCGAUAACCCUGUCCCAUCAAAAUCUAUGAUUUUUGUGAUAGGAUCAUAGACUUGUAUGGCGGAACGUGAUCAAGGUUAAGUGAAUACAUAGCACCCACGUGUUCGUGUCUUCGUCGUAUGCUUAUUAAUCAACUAGUCUAUAAAUGUUGUGUCACUUUUCGCCUACUUUUUAAUACUGUAUGUCCAUAAUCCAUUCCCUAGUAUAAUAAUAAUAGCUUUUUUAAGAGGCAGGAGUCUAUUUGAGGACAUUUACUUCUUUUUACUCGGUGUUGCCUAGUUAUAAUUGGUGUCUAGUAUAUAAGUCUAAUGCUUACACUAUUUUUACAAGUUAACCCUUUUACUCACCUGUUCUAUUCUGAUUUUCGAGAGGGCCACUAAACCUAGGUCUCUCUCAAGGCGAUGGCCCUUCCGUUCUCAUCCUUUGUCCAUCCCUACUUCCUUUCUUUCAUAAAUUUUUCAUCCUUCUUCCUUCCCGUUCCUACUCUGUUCCCUACCUUUCCUUAGUUCAACCUUUUUCAUUCUUCAUGUAACCUCUCCUUUUACAAUAUUUUCCUUCCUUCUUCACAUGAGCACUCCCAACACUUUCGAGCGCACCUUAACUACCUUUCCUUUGUCCCCGAUUUCCUUAUCUAAAUUUGAAUCCUUUCAUUUUUUCCUAAAUUUCCCUGUCAUAUUUAAUGCUCCAUCCAGGAAUCUAUUAUCACGAAAUUCAAAAUUGUCCUUCUGUCGUCAUUACCUUGAAGCAGCUCAUCCAUAACAUCCAUUUCUGUGCUGCAAACUUCAUGUCUUCCUGUUUCUCUCGGUUUUCAUCCAGCUCGACGUCACCCCACCCUUACACUGAACGCUCAAUUUCAUUUUAGAUUCAUGCCUUUUAUUAAAGUCCAUAGCAAUAAAUAUGUAUUACACUGUAAUCCAUCUACUAUAGACUAAGUUUAUUUAUUAAGCUAGUGUAAAUGAGUGUUGUGUGUUGUAAUUUUCGUUCGAUUUUGAUGUGCUAUUGUUUUGAUGUUAUAUCAGUUGUUAUUCAAGUUACUUAAUAGUUUAAUAGUUACCAAUUACGAGAGAAGUUAGUUAAAAUCUGUGUUACCAAAUAUAAUUUUAUCAAUUAGUUUUACUUAAGUGAACUUGUGAAUGAGUUAUUCUUUAAAAUUAAUUGAUGGUUGCGUUUUAUUUGUUUAUUUGCAACAGGUUGUAAUAUGUUUAGUACUGGUAUUUUUUAGGACUUUUUAUACAUGAUACGGACAGCGACAGAGAUCUUCAUUGAGACUUUAUAGAGCAGGGGGGGGAGGGGUGGGUAGUGUCUCGACCAUCUGGACACAUGAACUUUCUGUAUCUGUCCGUAGACUGCACUAAUCUAGACUUAACAUCUGUCUGUCCGGUUGUUGUACCUUUAUUUCCUAUACUUAUGUGCGUUUUAGUUCUGCUACAUCUUCUAUUUGUUGGUUAGAAUAAGUUGAAAGUAUUAUCAUUAACUUUUAUUCAAAGUUUGUCUCUCUCUCGAUUGGACUUCUAAAUCUUCCUUGAUCUACUGCACUCCACUCCACGUCCACUGCACUUCCUUUCCAUUUCGUCUUCUUAUCCCAUUACUUAUAUUCUUGUCAUUUCUCCUUCCCAAUCCACUCAUUCUCCUUUCCGUGUUCUCCUUUAUUUCCUAUUCUCAUCUUCUUUCAUCCUUCCUUCCUCUUACUUUGAUUUCCGUCAAUUUCCGUAUCUUCUUUUCCUUUCACCCUUCCUUUAAACUUGCCUUUCGUCCAUCCUUUUUCUUCCUUUCAUUCUUUCCCUUGUACUUUCUACUCCACACAGCCUCAUCCUCCCUCCCUCUUUCUUUUCUCUCCUAUCCUCUCCUCUUCAUAUUUAAUCAUUCCCUUUCAAAAAUCUUUGUCUGUAACUUUAACCUGUCUGGUAUUAUCAUAAUUUGUCCCAAGUCCCACUUCCUGAUUCCUGAUUCCAAGUUAACCCGUUUCCUUUUCAUUUCCCCCUUUAAGUUUGGAUUAUCGUUACCUUGAUGUAACUUAUAAAAUCCAAACUGUUAAAAAGGGAACCAUCUUUUCGAAUUCUGGUCUUCUUUCCUGAUGGAAAUGAAACGCAGCCUUCUCCAAAAACGGAUUAAAAAAAAUGGUACAAAGUGUAUCAAUAAGUACAGCUGCUAUAUCAGCGCCUGGUAUGAGAAUCCUAUUAAAAUGAUCUUGAUGAGGUAUGCAAGGAGAUAGUGGCUUACAUUGUCGGUACGGUCGGUCGGUCCGCAUGACGAACGAGGUGCCUCGAGGCGAGUAAAGCUGACAUAAACACAAAUGUUUAUUGGUGUGUACAAAGUGCAGAUCAUGUGGCUCUUCUAAAACGUACAUAUUGUAGACGUAAUUAAAUUAUUUUAUUUAAUAUUUUAAUAAUUACCUCAUGAGGUAAAAUUUUGAAGUAAGGUUAUUUGUAUCUGCAUAAUAUGAAAUGAUUGUUUUUAUUAUAUGACUUUAAAUGUGAUGACUGUUUUUUUAUUACUUUCUGUCCUUAAUCCUUAUUUUAUUUAUUUAAUUAUUUAAAAUAAAAAAGCUGUGCACGGACGGAUACGGAGUGGCGGACUAUUGCGCACUAGAAAUAUUAAAUAUGUGUUACUCACUGCUACGACUUAAACCCAAAUUGACACUCGAAAUAACACUAAUUAUCAAAUGUCUACAACACUAGGUCGUCCUAGUUACCACAUGAAACUCUACAAACAAAUUGACCCUGAAAGUAAAAUUUUAGUUCUACUAACUUUCCGGCCAAUAUCGGGAUCAGAGAGUAACAGCUGCAGCCAUCUCUCAUCUUUCCGUUCAUAUGAUCUUCGUUAAUUUUAUGUUUUUACAAAUUAUGUUUGGUGUGUAUUACAUAAAAGAUAAUGUUGUAACUGAUCUGUUUACUUUCCCCGCGCUCAUGCUCGCGGGCCAGCACAGCGCACAGCCGCGCACACGCCACUCGUCUCGAGGGCGCGUGCGCGGCUGCGUCACUAUGGAUACCCUGCGCAACAACUUGCGUCUAGUCUGAACAUCGGCCAAUCGGGUUGAGCGCGUGUUUGAUAAAAACUGGACUCUGAUCAGGCAUCGGAGAUAGGUUUUGUAUCCUACCACCAUUAUAUGUGCAUGUUCCGGAUUCUCAGGGAGUCGUGGAGGGAUGACGAACGUGCAGAUAUAAUCCACCUUAGCUACCAAGCGCGUCGUCCUCGAGUUACUACUAUCGGGUCCUAGAGAAUUAGUUUGGAAUGGUUUCUCAGGGCACAACUCCCAGUCGAGCUGGAUCUCAGUGCUGGGCUGGGAGUUGUGUUUUGUUUGAGAUGGUAGUCUUCGCUCCGUCGUGAGUCCUGAAGCUUGCAGGCUUCGUAAUAGUAAACGGAUUUAUAGUGAUCACGCGUGGCGGGGUGGACGAGAGUCUGCCACGGUGAAUACUAUAUUGCUGUUAGGGCGAGUCCCCUUGCUCAGCCUUCGUACGCACACGUCACGGUUGUCCAGGCCACGGGGCACUCGUGACGUAUGCAGUCGCUGUGUAUUGCGAGUAGAUCGUUGAUCCAACUCGUAGUAUUUCGCUGGAAGACAAGCCGCUCGUGUUGUCGGCGGCAGUCUCGACAGAUGCGGCGAAUGUGUACAUGAGCAGCACCUUCCUCGUAUAAGUCGGGUCUGUCGCCAGACUACUAGGCUGGGUUGUCUGCCUUAGCUGGGGCAAGCCAAGUAUUCCUUAGGGUACAAGUUCAGAGAUUCAUGACAAGGGGGCAAGUGGCGGGAAGAGGGAUUGCGAUGUAGGUUUCUGGCUCCAUCCGGUGGGAAGCUCUGAUAGAUACGGAAGAGCAACGAAUACCUUCGUUGGAUCAGUUUUAAAGGGAUAGGAAACUGAUGCCUCUUCCGUAGGACUGUGGCUGGCGGCGGUCUCGGCACCACCGUUAGCUUCAGGGGUGAGUUAGGUGGGUCUGGUAGUGGGGACUUGAUAAGCGUUUUAUCGACGCGCAUUGGUGGGUGGCUAAGACAUAUCACCAUUUCGAUGGCGCUGUAUUGGGCGCUAUUAUGGUGAAAUGUGUCAGCCAGGAAGGAGGAUACAUUUAUUUAUCAUUAGACCGGUGUCUGGAACACACACAGACACACGCUCCGUGACAUUGCAAUUUCCCGCAAUGUCACGGAGCGCGUCUCGUGUGGCACCGGUAUAAUGAUAACCAAAUGAUGUAAUGUUUUGGUUCUAUUGGGUUUUCUGGGUUCCAACAUUAUUUUUUUUCUUAGAUUGUAAUGUGUGUUAGUUUUAAGUGUAAUUUUAAGAUUAGACAUAAGAAUACCGCCCAUUAUAAAUAACUAAACCAGAGAGGCCGAUAGGAAUAUAAUGUUGUCUUUGACAAACAUUUAUUGCUACCAGAGUCUUUGGGAGUAAGUUAUUAAUAAUGUUCGUUAGCCGAUAUGUCGCAAUUGAGUGGGGUUAUAAGCCCAGCGUUGGAAUCGUGUCGUAAGGGCGUUUUCAAUAGCUCUCAAGACAUGGGAAGGAACACACCAAGUUUUGGGACUUUUGAAAACACACGAAGGCACUUACGAACCGAUUCCGUCGCUGGCGACGUCCCGCUCUCUGCGACAUGUGGGCGCGAUGCGGAGUGAUAAAAACUGGACUCUGAUCAGGCAUCGGAGAUAGGUUUUGUAUCCUACCACCAUUAUAUGUGCAUGUUCCGGAUUCUCAGGGAGUCGUGGAGGGAUGACGAACGUGCAGAUAUAAUCCACCUUAGCUACCAAGCGCAUCGUCCUCGAGUUACUACUAUCGGGUCCUAGAGAAUUAGUUUGGAAUGGUUUCUCAGGGCACAACUCCCAGUCGAGCUGGAUCUCAGUGCUGGGCUGGGAGUUGUGUUUUGUUUGAGAUGGUAGUCUUCGCUCCGUCGUGAGUCCUGAAGCUUGCAGGCUUCGUAAUAGUAAACGGAUUUAUAGUGAUCACGCGUGGCGGGGUGGACGAGAGUCUGCCACGGUGAAUACUAUAUUGCUGUUAGGGCGAGUCCCCUUGCUCAGCCUUCGUACGCACACGUCACGGUUGUCCAGGCCACGGGGCACUCGUGACGUAUGCAGUCGCUGUGUAUUGCGAGUAGAUCGUUGAUCCAACUCGUAGUAUUUCGCUGGAAGACAAGCCGCUCGUGUUGUCGGCGGCAGUCUCGACAGAUGCGGCGAAUGUGUACAUGAUCAGCACCUUCCUCGUAUAAGUCGGGUUUGUCGCCAGACUACUAGGCUGGGUUGUCUGCCUUAGCUGGGGCAAGCCAAGUAUUCCUUAGGGUACAAGUUCAGAGAUUCAUGACAAGGGGGCAAGUGGCGGGAAGAGGGAUUGCGAUGUAGGAUUCUGGCUCCAUCCGGUGGGAAGCUCUGAUAGAUACGGAAGAGCAACGAAUACCUUCGUUGGAUCAGUUUUAAAGGGAUAGGAAACUGAUGCCUCUUCCGUAGGACUGUGGCUGGCGGUCUCGGCACCACCGUUAGCUUCAGGGGUGAGUUAGGUGGGUCUGGUAGUGGGGACUCGAUAAGCGAAGCGCAUUGGUAGGUGGUUAAAACAUAUCACCAUUUCGUUGGCACUAUAUGGGGCGCCAUUAUGGUGAUAUGUUUCAGCCAGGAAGGAGGAUACAUUUAUUUAUCAUGACACCGGUGCCACACACACAAACUCGCUCCGUGAUAUUGCAAUAUAAGUGUAUAUUGCAAUAUCACGGAGCGGGUCUGUGUGUGGUACCGGUGUAAUGAUAAAGAUUAGGCUUAAUAUGUGUUAGUUUUAGGCGUAAUUUUAAGAUUAGUUAUAAGAGUAGGCCCCGUUAUAAAUAACUGAACCGAAGCCGCUGCUAGCAAUAUCAUUUUGAUAAAAGUCAUAAUGAUAUUGCGAGCAGAAGUCAUUUGGGAGUAAGUUAUUGAUAAUGUUCGUAAGCCAGCAUGUUGUUGGCUUGUCAUCCCAGCGAUUGACUCGGGGCGUAAGGGCAUUUUCAACAGCUUCAAGACAUGGAUCAGAACACAUGUUUUGGGGCUUUUGAAAAUACACGAAGGCCCUUAGGUACCGAGUCCAUCGCCGGCGCUGACCCCAGCGACAUGUUGGCGCGACGCGGAGUGUGAGGGCGCUCGUGAUGCAGGCAGUACCCAGGCGGUUGAGAGAGAUACUGUAUUGUUGCAUGUUCGGGAACGGUUUACAAACUUUUUUUAGCAGUCGUGGGAGGCAAUUUGAUAAACCGCGUUCGUGUAGUAUGUCAGUUGACUUUUGGUCGUUCUGAACUUACUGUCGGCAUUGCCAGUGCCUAUUUAGGGCGCCUUCAUACUAGUCUUUCCUCACGCGAAAACGUUUAAUGAGCUCCUGCGGCGUAGUUGGUGUCGUUAAGACUGCGCUGCUUUUAUGCUCAUUGGAUGCCGUCGCUGGAGAAACACUAGUGUGAAGGCGUUAUGGCGCCCUGUAUACACUCAAUCUCGAUCAUGAUCUGCGAAAUAGACCCGUGAUUGCGAUCCGGAUGACUUCCACAAUAGUGGAUGAUAUCUGGAUCGCAAUCACGGAGUUUGAUCGCGGAUCAUGAUUGAGAUUGAGUGUAUACGGGGCGCCAACCUGUUAGAGUAAUUGUUGUCUAUGUAAUCAGCUAGUGUAUAAUAAAUGUUGUGUCACUUCUUCUUCUGUAGUCAUUUUUUAAGAGGCAGGAGUCUAUGUAAACUUUCCUAGUUAUAAGUGGUGUUUAGUGUGUAAAUCGACUGCCUGAACUGUAUUAAAAAAAAUUCAAUGU
Molecule: messenger RNA, 10087 nt
Organism: Trichoplusia ni (cabbage looper)
Lineage: Eukaryota; Metazoa; Arthropoda; Insecta; Lepidoptera; Noctuidae
Product: deformed epidermal autoregulatory factor 1-like
Exons: 5
Coding region: 84-755 (223 amino acids)
Cellular component (GO): cytoplasm
Source: RefSeq, a predicted model, not a curated record